Messenger RNA from Cheilinus undulatus (humphead wrasse), 3818 nucleotides. Its product is annotated as gastrula zinc finger protein xFG20-1-like. The transcript has 3 exons. Gene Ontology annotation, cellular component: nucleus. Gene Ontology annotation, molecular function: DNA-binding transcription activator activity, RNA polymerase II-specific; RNA polymerase II cis-regulatory region sequence-specific DNA binding. The record is from RefSeq and is a predicted model, not a curated record. Lineage: Eukaryota; Metazoa; Chordata; Actinopteri; Labriformes; Labridae. Gene Ontology annotation, biological process: regulation of transcription by RNA polymerase II. Bases 215 to 2776 code for a protein of 853 amino acids.
GUGACUGCUAGGUUAGCCGAUUACUGUUCUAGUAACUGCGUGUAUUUCUCUUGUCCUUCUCGACUCUUGGAUAUGUGGGAAAUGUCUACGUUAAGGAGAGAAGAGAAGCAGCAGAGAACAGACCUCAAAGUUGGACUCAUCCUUGCUCAACACCUUCUUCUGGUCCUCCAGUGUCCGGUCUUUUUACUCCCUUAUAAACAUCCAGAAGCUGUUGAUGAGUGAAGAAACCCCCCCUGAGGAGUGGAAGCCCAGUCUGGCCCAGGAGGAUACGGAACCUCUGCACAUUAAAGAGGAACAGGAGGAACUGUGGAGCAGUCAGGAGGGAGAGCAGCUUCAAGGACUGAAGGUGGAUGAUACUACCAUGUUCCCCUUCAGCCUCGUAACAGUGAAGUUUGAAAAUGUUGAAGAGAAACCUCAGUCCUCACAGCUUCUUCAGAGACAAAGUGAGCAGAUGGAAACAGGAGCUGAUGGAGAGGACUGUGGAGGAGCAGAACCAGCCAGGAGCUCAGAUCCAGAGACACAUUUACAACCAGAGGCUGAGCUCAAGAAUGAAGACUCUUCUGGAGCUGAGACUGAUGACAGUGAUGAGUGGCACGAUACACUAGAGAAACAGUCAAAAUUAAUUUCGGUAAAAUACCUGAAAGAUAUGAUUCUGAAGACUGACAAGAAAUCACACACCUGCCCUGAGUGUGGUAAAAUAUUCAAACAGAAACAGGAUCUGACCAGACAUAUAAGAACCCACACUGGAGAAAAACCCUUCUGCUGCCCAGACUGCAGGAAAAGAUUUAACCAUCGAUCUAAUCUGAAACUUCACAUGGCACAUCAUAGAAAGGAGAAACCAUUUGGUUGCUCAUUGUGUGGUUUAAGAUUUAUCCUAAAAGCAAAUCUAACAGCACACAUGUUAGUGCAUACUAGAGAGAAACCCUUUAGCUGCUCUGCUUGCAGUAAGAGAUUUAAGCAUAAAUCUGGUCUAACACUUCACAUAGAACGUUACAAAGGAGAGAGACACUUUGGCUGCUCUGUUUGUGACCAGAAUUUCUCAUUUUAUUGUCAACUGAAAAGUCACAUUUGUGAGGAAGGUCACACUUCCGAGUAUCAGGAGAAACAAGAUACAGAAACAGGAACUGAUGAAGAGGAUCGUGGCAGAGCAGAACUAGUCAGAAACUCAGAUCCAGAAAUACGUUUAAAUCUUAAACCAGAUAGUGACAGUGAGACCAAAUGGUCUGUUGAAUCUAAUGACAGAGUUGACACUGAUUUUUGGAAAAAGACAAGGCAACAUCAUUCUGGUUUCACUUAUCAGAGGAAGAAAAAGGCCUCAGUGAAUAAUGGAUGUAAUCCUACCAGCUAUCAGUUUGGCUGUUCUCAAAACUUUCAGAAAUCUGACCUCAGUAAUACUGUUAAAAUUGAUUUAUGCAGCAAGGCAAAGCACCUUCAGUCAGAUCCAAACUUUAUGAAAAACAAAGAAAUGGCUGAAAUUGGUGAAGAGACUUCAUCUUCUGGCUUCUUGUUACCUCAUAAAGAAAGCUCUCAGUCCUCACAUCUUCAUCAGAGACAAAGUGAACAGAUGGAAACAGGACCUGAUGGAAAGAACUGUAGAGCAGCAGAACCAGCAAGGAGCUCAGAUCCAGAGAGACACUUAGGAUCAGAGACUGAGAUCAAGACUGAAGACUCCUCUGGAGCUGAGACUGAAGACACUGAUGAUCAGAGGACGACCAGAGAACAUCAGAUGGAUUUAAACUCUCUGAUAAAUGACGGAGUCUCCAGGAGUGCAGUAUUAUUUGACUCUGACAGGGGCCUAGAUUUCUCCUCUGACUCUUAUCAAACUCGUCACAACAAACAACCUCUAAAAAUCCACAGAAACAGUCACAAAGAGGCCAAACUUUUCAGUGGCCGAGGAUGCGAGGACCAGUUUACAGAAAGCAAAAGUUUGGGCCAGCACGUUGCAGUCCACAAAGGGGUGACCAGGGGUGAAAAGCAGGAAGAAAUACAGCCUCCUCUUAUUAAGGAAGAAAAGGAGGAAGUCUGGAUCACUCAGGCUGAUAGAACCAUGUUUCCCUUCACAUCGGUCUCUGUAAAGAGUGAACAUGAUGAGGAGAAACCUCAGUCCUCACAGCUUCAUCAGAAACAAAGUGAACAGAUGGAAACAGGAGCUGAUGGGGAGGACUGUGGAGGAACAGAACCAGUCAGGAGCUCAGAUCCAGAGAGACAUUUACAACCAGAGACUGAGGUCAAGAAUGAAGACUUCUCUGGAAGUGAUGACAGUGCUGACAGUGAUUUUUGGACAGAGACCAGAGAACGGCGGCCAAACCUCAAAUCUCAAGAAACCAACAAUUAUGAGAAACUAAAUUCUGUUAAGAAGUUUCAUCAGUGCUCAGAGUGUAGUAAAAUAUUUAGACAGAAACAGGAUGUGAUAAGACACAUGAGAAUUCACACAGGAGAGAAACCAUACAGCUGCUUUGUGUGUGGUAAAAGAUUUAACCAAAAAGGAAGUCUGAGAUCACACAUGCUUCUCCACACCGGAGAAAAACCCUUCAGCUGCUCUGAGUGCAGUAGAAAAUUUAGAGACAAGUCUAAUCUGAAACUUCACAUGGCACAUCACAGAGGGGAGAAGCCCUUUAGCUGCACUGGGUGUGACCAAAAAUUCACUUGGAAUAAUCAGUUGAAAAGACACAAGUGUGCUGGAGGCCAGGCUUCAGAGCUACAUCAGUACCAUUUAUAUCAAGAGGUUGAGGUCAAGACUGAAGACUCCUUUGAAUCUGAGACAAGAUGGAGAUGAUGAACGGAGGGAAAACACUGAAUGUCGCUCAGGUUUAAACUAAGAUACAGCUUGGUAUGUUGGUUGUAAUAUUUGCCUACAAAUAUGAUAUAAUAUAGUCUUAAAUCUGGUAAAAAUCAGAUCUUUUUCUUUGAAUUCAGUCACCUUAUCUAAAGUUAAAGGGGACAUAUUUUACCCUUUUAAGACAAGUUUAUAUUGGUCUUAGAGAUCCCCAAACAUGCCUGUGAAGUUUGUUUCUGAAUCUGCCUCUUUUCCAGCUCUGCUCAGACCGAGCUGUUCCUGUGUCUCAGCUGGCAGCUGAGAGGAGGAUCAGGAGAGGAGGGUGGUUAAGGGGAAAUCUGAGAACGGCUUGUUUCAGCGCACAUUUUCUGAAAUGUGGGGGGAUUGUGGACAGGCCAGGGGCACAUAAUUUUGUUAGAAAAGCCUAAAAUGAUUUUUGCAUAUGUCCCCUUUAAAUUAAAGUGGCAGAAACCUGCGAAACUACGGCACUGUUUUUUUUUUUAACACAGGACUGCAGUGUCAGUUGGACAACAAUGCAAAGUUGGUUUGCAGAAUGUGGCUAACAUAGCAGUGCUGCCAGCGUCUAAACCUGUGUUUCCCAAACUGGUUUUUCUAGUGACCUACUUUUCAGGAAGUAGAAGCCAUCAUGACUGAUCCAAAAUUGGCCUGACUGAUAAAUUAUUAGGCAGGUUAAUUGUGCAAUAAUAAAUGCUUUUGACCACUUUAAUACUGUUUCUAGUUUAUAUUUAGUUUUUCAAAAAGCCAGUAUGACAUACAUGUUUGACAUAAACCUCACUUCACCUCUAUCACAUAGGCUGUCUUGGCAUGCUUGGCCCCUCCUUAGCUGUUUGCUCUGGAUCAGUAUGUUUCUGCAUUAUUAAUCAAGCAUCCAUGGCAGUGCCUGCUAGAGCCUUGUUUUGUGUAUGGUGGAGAGGAUGAGUGUGAUAGGGUGGAGCUCCCCCCAUGCGGAUUUAAUUUGUGCUGCAGACCUAAAUAUCACAUUAAAUGCUGUGGGGAGGACAUUCUGAACACUCAUCUUACC